This is a messenger RNA of Melanotaenia boesemani (Boeseman's rainbowfish), 3576 nucleotides long. RefSeq names its product cap methyltransferase 1 (gene cmtr1). NCBI's taxonomy places the organism in Eukaryota, Metazoa, Chordata, Actinopteri, Atheriniformes, Melanotaeniidae. The record is from RefSeq and is a predicted model, not a curated record. Gene Ontology annotation, biological process: 7-methylguanosine mRNA capping. The coding region runs from base 175 to 2661 and encodes 828 amino acids. Gene Ontology annotation, molecular function: nucleic acid binding; protein binding; methyltransferase cap1 activity. The transcript is spliced from 24 exons. Gene Ontology annotation, cellular component: cytoplasm; nucleus.
CAGAAGGACUGGUGGACGGUCUAAAAACAGACCGCGGGCCAGAAACAGUUUAUGUACAACAAAUUUCCCACGAAAAUAAAACUAAAUGGAAUUUUUUUUAACACUUAUGGAAGUGACGUUCUGUCGAUGUUGUUUCACCACAGAAGAGUGAAGUUUUUCCUCUGAGCUGCUAUAAUGAAGCGAAGAGCUGCAACAGUGUUUGUACCACUGCAGGGGACAAAGAGGCAUCGUGAAGACAGAAGCUCAGAUGACGAAUCACAAUCCAGACAAGAUUCUAGCCAAAAUGACUCCCUCAGUGACCAUGAGGACCACAGACCAGGAUUCUCCAUGCCCUCCAUAUCAUCAUCAUCCUUUGAUGCACAAGACAAUGAUGGCUCCACUCACAACUCCUCAAAGUUCUCUAUGUACAACAGUGUGUCACAGAAACUGAUGGCCAAAAUGGGCUUUAGAGAGGGUGAAGGUCUGGGGAAGUUUGGUCAAGGACGCAAGGAGAUUGUGGAGGCUUCCACCCAGCGGGGCAGAAGAGGUCUCGGCCUCACACUGCAGGGUUUCCAGGGAGAGCUCAAUGUUGACUGGCAGGAUGAACCGGAGCCCAGUGCUGUAGAGAAAGUCGACUGGUUUCCUGAAUGCACCACAGAGAUCCCAGAUUCAGAUGAGCUGACGGACUGGAUGAUCCUGGGAGAGAGAAAACUUAGGAUUGAAGACGAAACAGAGUUUUGCUCAGAAGAUCUCUUGCACACACUUCUACGGUGUAAGACAGUGUUUGAUAACCUGGAGGGUGAAGAGAUGAGGAGAGCACGAACACGCUCCAACCCCUACGAGACAAUUAGAGGAGGUUUCUUUCUCAACAGAGCAGCUAUGAAAAUGGCCAACAUUGACCACUGCGCCGACCAUAUGUUCACAAACCCAAAGGAUUCUCAAGGGAAACCUCUGACAAAGGACCGCGAGGGUGAGCUUCUCUACUUUGGUGACGUCUGCGCAGGGCCUGGAGGCUUUUCAGAGUACAUCCUGUGGAAGAGACGCUGGCACGCCAAGGGCUUUGGCAUGACGCUGAAAGGACCGUGUGACUUCAAGCUGGAAAAUUUCUAUGCAGCUCCGAGCGAGCUGUUCGAGCCUUAUUAUGGUGAGGGCGGAGUGGAUGGAGAUGGUGACAUUACUCGGCCUGAAAACAUGACUGCGUUCCGUAACUUUGUCAUGGAGAAUACAGACAGAAGAGGGCUGCACUUUCUCAUGGCAGAUGGGGGUUUUUCUGUGGAAGGUCAAGAGAACAUCCAGGAGAUCCUGAGCAAACAGCUGCUGCUCUGUCAGUUCCUCACAGCUCUCUCUACACUCAGGACUGGUGGCCACUUUGUCUGUAAGACUUUUGACCUCUUCACGCCGUUCAGUGUGGGUUUAGUCUACCUUCUCUACCUCUGCUUCGAUAGGAUUUCACUAUUCAAACCUGUCACCAGCAGGCCUGCCAACUCUGAGAGGUACAUAAUGUGCCGUGGUCUGAAACCCGGUUCAGAUGCAGUCAGGGAGUACAUGUUCAGAGUCAACCUGAAACUGAACCAUCUUAAAGACUCGAACACAGACGUUACAGAUGUGGUUCCACUGAGUAUCAUUAAGGAGGACACUGACUUCUUCCAGUUUAUGGUCAACUCUAACGAGAGCCUCUGUGCAGUCCAGAUUAAGGCCUUGGCUAAGAUCCAUGCUUUCGUAGUCGACCCGACACUCUCAGAACUAAGGCAAGCUGACAUCAGAAAGGAGUGCCUGAAGCUUUGGGGGAUCCCAGACAUGGCAAGAGUUGCUCCUUCUUCAUCAGACCCGAAGGCAAAAUUCUAUGAACUGACCAAGAACUCAGAUGUGGAUUCGUUUCAGUGUAAGCUGACUCCACUAAACUCCAGCACACUCGAUAAGUUGCGCCACGUCUUGGACCACAGGUGCAUUGUGGGAAGUGGAGACCAGCUCUUUCUUCUUGCACUGGGAAAGUCUCAGAUUUAUACAUGGGAUGGGAAGAUGCCUGUACGUUGGACGAAAAUGGAGAAAUUCAAAUUGGAGCUGCCAAGGGAUUCACUCCUCAGCGUAGAAAUUGUCCAAGAGCUGAAGGGCGAGGGCAAAGCUCAGCGCAGAAUCAACGCAGUUCAUGUGAUGGAUGCACUGGUACUCAACGGCACUGAUGUUAGGGAUCAGCACUUCAACCAGCGGAUCCAGAUGGUUGAGAAGUUUGUAAAGGCAGUGGCUAAACCCAGCAGACCAGAUAUGAACCCCAUCAGGGUGAAAGAAGUUUACAGGCUGGAGGAAAUGGAGAAAAUCUUUCUCAGACUAGAAAUGAAAAUUACAAAAAGUUCAGGAGGCGUUCCUCGCCUGUCCUACACUGGAAGAGAUGACCGUCACUUCCUUCCCAAAGGCCUCUACAUCAUUAAGACUGUCAAUGAGCCGUGGACGAUGGCGUACAGCAAAAAAUCCAAAAUGAAGUUUUUCUUUAACAAGAUAACCAAGCAAUCAACGUAUGACAUGCCACCAAAUUCUGCUGCUCCCUUCCAUGUUUGCCACUCUGAGCGGCUCUUCUGGGCCUGGGAGGAGGGAGUCAUAGUUCAUGAUUCUCAGACUCGAAUGGACCCUGAGAAGCUGUCCAAAGAUGAAUUUCUGUCCUUCAUCCAUCGGAAUUACCAGCUCUGAAUGAGUGACAGGUUCUCAGAGAGCUACAACCUGUACACACUAAGUUAUAAGAGAGUGUAAAGCCUUGGAAAAAGAUUUAUUUCAGUUCAUUGAUCAAUAUUUAAUUUGGCAGUGAAUGGAGGAUUAUUAGGACUUUACACCCGAUCAUUUUUUUUAAGGAAAAUGCUUCUUAUUGUCCAGUUAAAUGUUAAUAAACUCCUGCAUGACAGUUAUCAAGAUCCUCUCUGAUCAGAUGUUUUUUAGCAGUCUAAGUUACUUUUUUCUGCUCAUUUGAGCAGUAAAAUAAGGAUGAACCUUCUUGCCUCUAUGCCUUUGUCACUGCCCUCUGCUCUACAAACUGUAGCCUCAUACAAGAAGAAGACAAAGAAAAAGCUGCACUUAUCUCUUCCAUGCUUUGCAUCUUCCUGUAGAUCCAGUUUUACAGUUUCUCCUUCAUGUUAUGCUUUGUGUGUUGGCAUAAGUCGCAGUAGCAGUGGCAUAUAGAUAUAAUUGUUCAUCAGUGUCUGUAAACACAGUCUAGCUCACAACACACCUGCUAUAUCUCUAGCUCUAUGGAGAUGAAGGUCUCUUUCCUCAGCUUCUCACAAUAACUGGCUUCUGCUCCUGCAAAUCUGUGGCUGGACUCCAAAAACAACAAAAAAUGUUAAUCAUCUGGCUUAUCCUCCCCAUUACUUUAACACAUUAGUCCAGAUGUAGAAACUGUCUGCUAUCCAUACUUAAUCUGUAAGAGUGAGUGGGAAAUUUGAAAGAUUACCUGUUAGUUUUUUAUGCUUUUUUUUGUCUUUUUUUUUUGGUCUCAUUGUGCCUCGUAUGUGCUGACAGCGACAAAAGCAUUAUUUUCCUUUGUCAAGUGAGCUCUCAAAGAUGUGAUGUAAAUAAAAGUAAAUAAAUGGGAGAUUCUGUUCCCACAAGGUG